GUGAGAGUAAGCGUGAGAGUGGGAGCAGGUCUGCAGUCUGUCUCUUGUUGUAAGAACCAGAGAUAGAGACAGUACUUUUUUUUUUAUGUACCGCUUUAGGAAGGCACCGAUAGCCUAGUCUACUGGAAAUAAAAUAUCUAUUAAUUUCUCACAUCAUCAAAAUGAUUCUGAAAAUCUUGUGUUUGGGGAACUUUUGAAAAGGAACAGUUUUGGUGGAUUUGGACAACCGUUAUUCUUCGGCGGUCCUGCGUUCAACGGACCUGUGACAUGUGGAUUAUCGACAUUGGUGAUGAUACCUCUUGUUAACUGGGAAUAGAUAAGAAGCCCAUCAGCACCAGCACUUGUCCCGUAGGGAAAAAAAGGCAACAAAAAAAGAGAGGGAUCUCUCGCUUUUAUUCAUCCUCUCGAAUCGAAUCUAACAUUUUGAGUAGAAGAGGGAUUUGUGUGAUUGUUUCUCGCCGUGGAUAAGUCACCACUUAGUUUUUUUCUUCGUCUGGCCUGAGUGGGCUCAGGCUUGUUCUCUCCUCCUCCUGCGCGUGAGAAUCGUUCUCCGGUGAGAUUCUGCUAACCCCGCGGUCCGCAUGACAUGGUUCAGUCCUGUUGCCGGUGCCGAGCCUCGAUGCAUUGGGAUUUCUCUCAGCACCGAACACCAAGUAAACCUUCUUUCUGAACCCGUCUAAUAAAACGUGCCAGCUGCCCCCGAACCGAAAUACACACACCUGCCAUGACCGCCUCUUCGAACCGGGACGGAACCGGACACAUUACCGGGCAUGUUCGUAGGACAGAAUGCAGAUGCAUUAGCAGGCAUACCAGGACCGGGCCAAGCAAAGCGGAGGGAAUAGGGAUUUUUGCGCUAAUGAAGGCAGGAGUAGCAUCGCACCAGUGGAACCGGGUUGUGUUCUUGUUAAUGGGGCUACUGGCAGCCUCAGCCUCCGUUACGGCUCAGAACUGCAGUUAUACUCUCCAGAACCCCAACGGUACGAUAGAGAGCCCUGGCUACCCAUACGGCUACCCCAACUAUGCCAACUGUACGUGGGUGAUCCUGGCAGCGGAACACAACCGGAUACAGCUGGUGUUCCAAGGUUUCGCUCUAGAGGAAGACUUCGACCUGCUGUCUGUCUACGACGGUCCGCCCAGCCCGGGGAAUCUUAGGACCAGAUUGACAGGGUUCCAGCUGCCGUCGCCCAUAGUGAGCACAGGACCCAGGCUAACACUGUGGCUGCUGUCAGACUAUGCUGUCAGUGGACAAGGCUUCAAAGCCAUCUAUGAAGCUCUACCCAGCUAUACCUGUGGUAACCCCGGCCAGCUGGUCAACGGUCUUCAACAGGGCUCAACCUUUAACAUUGGAGAGAAGAUCAGGUACAGUUGUAGCCCCGGCUACGUGUUGGAGGGACACACCACGCUGUCCUGUCUGGCUACGUCUGCUGGGACCGCAGCAUGGGACUUCCCCCUGCCCUACUGCAGAGCGGAUGACGGAUGUGGGGGAACGCUGCGAGGCCAGAGCGGAGUGAUCACCAGCCCCAACUACCCAGGGGAGUACAGCAACAAUGCGGACUGUACCUGGACCGUCCUGGCUGAGCCUGGAGACACCAUCGCCCUGGUCUUCUCUGACUUUACACUGGAGGACGACUAUGACCUGCUGGAGGUCAGCGGCACAGACGGACCCUCUCAGUGGUUCACUGGUCCUAACCUGCCAUCUCCCGUCCUCAGCAGUAAGAACUGGCUAAGACUACACUUUACCUCUGAUGGAAACCACAAGCUGAGGGGCUUCAGUGCCCAGUACCAAGUGAAGAAGAUGACAGAGCUGAAGUCCAGAGGAGUGAAGAUGAUGCCCAGUAAAGACAAUCAUCACAAGAUAUCAGUUUUGUCUCAGAUGGGUGUGGCCCAGGGACAUAACAUGUGUCCAGACCCGGGGAUCCCUGACCGAGGGAGAAGAAAAGGAUCGGACUUCAGGCGAGGUACCACGGUGCACUACUCCUGUGAUGAGGGUUAUGAGCUGCAAGGCUCUAAGAGCAUCAGCUGCCUGCGAGUCACAGACAGCUACGUAGGCUGGAGCGACGACCGACCCAUCUGCAGAGCUCCUAUGUGUGGUGGUCAGCUGAGAGGCCCUAACGGCAUCAUCGCGUCACCAAACUACCCCGUCCAGUACGACAACAAUGCUAACUGCACCUGGGUCAUCAGCGCCACAGACACCACCAAGGUGAUCAAACUGACCUUUGAGGACUUUGACCUGGAGCGUGGUUACGAUACGUUGACGGUUGGAGAUGGAGCCGUGGUCGGAGACCAGAAGACCGUCUUUCACGUCCUGUCAGGAACCACUACUCCAGACCUGGUGGUCAGCACCAGUCAUCAGAUGUGGCUCAACUUUAAGACUGACGACACCAGCGGCUCUCUGGGCUUCAAGGUGUCGUAUGAAGAGAUCGACCAGGGCAGCUGUGGUGACCCAGGGAUACCGGCCUACGGCAAGCGGGAGGGGACAGGUUUCCGCCACGGGAACAUGCUGUACUUUGAGUGUCUCCCUGCCUUUGAGUUGGUGGGGAAGAAGAACAUCACCUGCCAGAAGAACAACCAGUGGUCAGCCAAGAAACCCAGCUGUGUCUUCUCGUGCUUCUUCAACUUCACCACCCCGUCUGGGGUGCUGCUGUCCCCUAACUACCCCCAGGAAUACGGAAACAACAUGCACUGUGUGUGGCUCAUCAUCACCAAGCCAGAGAGUCGGAUCAACCUGGCCUUCAAUGACCUCAGCAUGGAGAAACAGUUUGACUUCCUCAGCGUCAAAGACGGUGGCAAGGCUGAGUCUCCCAUCCUGGGUACGUUCUCUGGUGACGUGUUGCCAGCACCCAUCACCACCAGUGCCCACGUGGCACGCCUAGAGUUCCUGACUGACCACACCUACACAGACCGGGGGUUCAACAUCACCUUCACCACGUUCCGCCACAACGAGUGUCCAGACCCGGGCGUUCCAGUGAAUGGGAAGAGGUUUGGUGAGAACCUUCAGCUGGGCAGCUCCAUCUCCUUCCUGUGUGAGGAGGGCUUUGUGAAGACCCAUGGCUCCCAGACGGUCUCCUGUAUCCUGAAGGAUGGAAACGUGGUCUGGGACAACGCUGUGCCACGCUGUGAAGCUCAGUGUGGGGGUGAUCUGAAGGCCCCUAGUGGUAUCAUCCUGUCCCCUGGUUGGCCAGAGCUCUAUAAGGAGGCUCUUAACUGUGAGUGGGUCAUCGAGGCUCCGCCAGGAUACCCCAUUAAGAUCGUGUUUGAUAAGUAAGUCUGGACACAACACUGUCUCCUUCUA
This is a messenger RNA of Salvelinus fontinalis (brook trout), 3292 nucleotides long. Its product is annotated as CUB and sushi domain-containing protein 2-like. NCBI's taxonomy places the organism in Eukaryota, Metazoa, Chordata, Actinopteri, Salmoniformes, Salmonidae. The transcript is spliced from 17 exons. The coding region runs from base 725 to 3265 and encodes 846 amino acids. The record is from RefSeq and is a predicted model, not a curated record.